Molecule: messenger RNA, 12495 nt
Organism: Crotalus tigris (Tiger rattlesnake)
Lineage: Eukaryota; Metazoa; Chordata; Lepidosauria; Squamata; Viperidae
Gene: TRHDE
Product: thyrotropin releasing hormone degrading enzyme
Exons: 19
Coding region: 1024-4104 (1026 amino acids)
Biological process (GO): proteolysis; peptide catabolic process
Cellular component (GO): cytoplasm
Molecular function (GO): zinc ion binding; metalloaminopeptidase activity; peptide binding
Source: RefSeq, a predicted model, not a curated record
CUGGGACUUUCCCAAGUCUCUCAGCCAGACCUUUUCAGAAUAAUAUAGUUGUGCCAUUCAGGUGCGGCGGCCACGACCGACCUGCUCCGACUUCUUCUGUCGACGAGUUCUCUUUAGGAGUCCGGGGGUUGUUUCCAAUCCACGGACUCCAAGCUCGUGACAGAGCGCGGGGCCCCCAGGUGCCCAGGCAGCCCAGUCAAGCUUCGCGCGCUCACAGAGACGCGCAGGUUACAGACUCUCUGCUUACAGAGCCGCUGCCGCUCUGCUUACAGAGCCGCUGUGGACAACGGUGCCUGCAGGCGCCCAGAAGCCAAAGCUGCGCGGAACUGAAAAGUCAGCUCCUGGUUCUCUUCCUCUUCCUUGCCAAGAUCCCUUUCGCCUCGGACUCUUCUUUCCCUUGGGAGCGCCUGAGCCGUCGAGGCAAAAAUGGGCGCCGGCGAAGCAAACCGCGGACCCUUUAAGUCAAGAGAGGCUGAGUGGGAGGAGAGUUUGUGGCGCGGCGAGUUUGAGGGAGCGCAUAAGUAGCCUGUGGAGAGCGAGGACGCGGCCAACCGGAGCUCUUGGCUCUUUUCGCUGGACCUUCAGGAGAUCCGCUCCUUCCAGUGCUGACCGGGAAACGGCUCACAGUCAGUCUAGAAGAGAACACCCGCCGCCUGAAGCCCUCGCUGCUCCAGUCGCUCUCCGCGGCUCCUCCUUCCGCCUUCCUCCCACAUGGGGCGCGGGGAGCUUUCUUUCGGCCGCCGGGGCUGCUCCUAGGGAGUGCUAAGGGCUCCUCGCAAAGUGACACCCGCAGCGGCUGCGGCAGAAGGAGGCGGGGAGGCGGCAAGAAGAGAAGCGGGGGGCUUUUGCUCUGCUAGGUGCUUCCCCGUCUUUCCCUCCGUUCCCGGUUUCCGCUCGGCGGUCUCCGAUGCGUUCCUGGCCCCGGCAGGCGACGGUGGCAACCCUGCGGGAGGAGCCAAGGGUGGCGCUACUUUGAUGUUCCUGGCCGAGAAGCGUCAGAAGAGCUGAUCCUUCGUGCCCAGGAUGAUCGAGGAGGACGCUGCUCUGAGGAACGGCGGCAGCGGGCUCUCGGGCCAGUGGGCAGACGCGGCGGCCGCUCGACCCCGCACCACCGAGCGACAUAUAACGGUGCAUAAGCGCCUGGUGAUGGGCUUCGCCAUCUCCAUCCUGGCCCUGCUGGUGGUCACCAUGAUCGCUGUGCUGCUCAGCGUGCGUAUCGAGGAGUGCAGCAGCGGCACCGCAUCUGACGACCCAGGAGGCAGGGCGGGCAACCGGAGUGUCCCGGCGGCAAAUGCCGCCGCAGCCCCAGCAGGAAGUGCCCGCUUGAACCAGAACAGCGCCGGGGAAACCCCUGGAAGUGCAGGGGAAGAGACAGUGGCGCUAGAAGCUGUUAGAGGGGAAGAGGAGGAAGAGGAGUGGCCGAGGCGGCGGGAGCAGCAGCCCUGGACCAAGCUGCGCCUUCCCGGACACCUGCGCCCCCUCCACUACAACCUGAUGCUGAGCGUCUUCAUGGAGAACUUCACCUUCAGCGGCGAGGUCAACGUGCAAGUCGAGUGUCUCAACGCCACCCGUUACAUCGUUCUCCACGCCCACCGCAUGCACAUCGAAGCAGUCCGCGUGGCUGAGGACCGGCUGGCCGGUGCCUUGAACGUCUCCGGGUUCUUCCUUUAUCCACAGACCCAGGUCUUCGUGAUAAUCCUCAAUCGGAGCUUAGAGGAACAGAGAAGUUACAACCUCAAGAUCCUCUACAACGCCCCGAUCGAGAACGAGCUAUUGGGAUUUUUCCGCAGCUCUUACGUCCUCUACGGGGAAAGAAGGUUUCUUGCAGUUACGCAGUUUUCACCUACACAUGCCAGAAAAGCCUUUCCUUGUUUUGAUGAGCCUAUCUACAAGGCCACAUUUAAAAUCAGCAUCAAACAUCAAGCAACUUAUUUAUCUUUGUCCAAUAUGCCAGUGGAAACUUCUGUUUCUGAAGAAGAUGGAUGGGUUACGGAUCAUUUUUCACAGACUCCACUCAUGUCCACAUAUUACUUAGCUUGGGCUGUUUGCAAUUUUACAUACCGUGAGAUUACCACAAACAAUGGUGUUGUAGUACGAUUGUAUGCAAGACCUGAUGCCAUUAGAAGAGGAUCCGGGGACUAUGCUUUAAACAUUACACAGAGAUUAAUUGAGUUCUAUGAAGAUUACUUCAAAGUACCCUAUUCCUUGCCAAAAUUAGAUUUGUUAGCUGUGCCUAAGCAUCCUUAUGCUGCAAUGGAGAACUGGGGAUUGAAUGUUUUUGUGGAGCAAAGAAUACUCCUGGAUUCAAGCAUUUCUUCCUUAUCAUAUUUACUGGAUGUCACCAUGGUUAUUGUGCAUGAGCUAUGCCAUCAGUGGUUUGGUGAUCUUGUAACUCCAGUAUGGUGGGAAGAUGUGUGGCUAAAAGAAGGCUUUGCUCACUAUUUUGAAUUUGUUGGAACUGACUAUCUCUAUCCAGGCUGGAAUUUGGAGAAGCAGAGGUUUCUGACUGAUGUCUUACAUGAAGUCAUGUUACUUGAUGGUCUGACAGGUUCACAUCCAGUGUCACAAGACGUGCAGCAGGCCACAGAUAUUGAUCGAGUCUUUGACUGGAUUGCCUAUAAAAAGGGUGCUGCUUUAAUUCGAAUGCUGGCUAAUUUUAUGGGUCAUUCAGUAUUUCAGAUGGGCCUACAAGAUUAUUUAACAAUUCACAAAUAUGGCAAUGCUGCAAGGAAGGACCUAUGGAAUACACUGUCAAAGGCACUUAAGAAGAUUGGGAAAUUUGUGAAUAUCCAAGAAGUAAUGGAUCAGUGGACACUCCAGAUGGGUUAUCCUGUUAUCACUAUCAAGAGAAAUGAAAAUACAGACAGUAUUAUAGGAAUCUCUCAAGAUCAUUUUGUUUAUGACCUUGAUAAAGAUCCCAGUUUGAGAAACAACAGCUACUUGUGGCAGAUACCAUUAACAAUUGCAGUAGGAAAUACAAGUCACAUCUCAUCAGAGGCAAUUAUAUGGGUGUCUAACAAAUCAGAACAUCACAGAAUUGCAUAUCUUAAUGGAGGUACUUGGCUGCUUGGAAACAUCAAUCAAGCUGGCUACUUUAGGGUUAACUAUGACAUUAGAAACUGGAGAUUGAUAAUUGACCAACUAAUGAGAAACCAUAAAAUAAUCUCUGUCAGUAAUCGUGCAGGUUUGAUCGAUGAUGCAUUCAAUUUAGCCAGGGCUGGCUAUUUGCCCCAGAAUAUUCCACUUGAAAUUAUUAGAUACCUGUCAAAGGAAAAGGAAUUUCUACCGUGGCAUGCUGCUAGCCGAGCUCUUUAUCCUCUAGAUAAGUUGCUGGAUCGCACAGAAAAUUACAACAUGUUCAAUGAGUACAUUUUGAGACAAGUUGUUUCAAUGUAUCUAAAGCUGGGAUGGCCAACGAAUAAUGUGGAGAAAUCUUUGGUUCAAGCUUCCUACCAGCAUGAGGAAUUCCGCCGUGAAGUGAUCAUGCUGGCAUGCAGCUUUGGUAACAAGCAUUGCCACCAGCAGGCUGCAACUCUAAUCUCUGACUGGAUCUCCAGCAAUAGAAACAGAAUACCACCAAAUGUAAGAGAUAUCGUCUACUGCACAGGAGUUUCACUGAUGGAUGAAGAUGUAUGGGAAUUCAUCUGGAUGAAAUUCCACUCAACUACAGCAGUAUCAGAGAAGAAAAUAUUAUUAGAAGCCUUAACUUGUAGUGAUGACAGAAAUUUGUUAAACAGGCUUCUUAACCUGUCUCUUAAUUCAGAAGUUGUCCUGGAUCAGGAUGCAAUUGAUGUCAUAAUCCAUGUAGCUAGAAAUCCACAUGGAAGAGAUCUUGCUUGGAAAUUUUUUAAAGAAAAGUGGAAAAUACUGAAUGCAAGAUACGGAGAAGCAUUAUUUAUGAAUUCAAAACUGAUAAGUGGAGUCACAGAAUUUCUUAAUACAGAGAGUGAACUAAAUGAGCUAAAGAAAUUUGUAAAGAAUUAUGAGGAGAAAUCUGCUGCCUCUUUCUCUCGAGCUGUGGAAACAGUGGAAGCGAAUGUCCAGUGGCAGAUGAUUUACAAAGAAGAAUUAUUUCAGUGGCUGAGAAAAACACUUGCACACUAAUCUGUAUUUCUGGCAAAGACCUGGCACAAGUUUUGCAACAGGAGGAGCACAGUGGGAACUUUCAGAAAAUUGACUAGAAAUCCGGCAAAGACAAGUUCAAAUUGGAAGGACAAUUAAAUAGAGAUAUAUUAUAUUUUUGCACCAAAUUCCUCAGAACUGUUAAAUGAUUAGGGGCCAAAAUAAAAAUAUUGACAAAGAGGAAUGGUCAUGAAUCCUAUCCCUACUACUCCAUGGCCAAGUGUGAUAUUAAGUGGUGCAUGUAAAUGUUAAUGUCAGUUUUGUUGGAGAAAACCCCUGAGAAUAAUUGUGCAUGGUUUUAUGGUUCCUGCCUGUAUUUCAGCAUGCUUACUUCAGAUGUCCAUGUUUUGUAUGUGAAUUUCUGUUGCAUCAAAGAUGGGCAUUAUGCAAAAGCACAAAGACUCUUAUGACAAUCAGUGAUGUAACAACAAGGUAGAAUGGAAAGAAAGAAGUUAAAGAUACAAAUGAACAAUUGAUAACAUCUCCCCUUUCCAUGGUGCUGGCCAGUUCAAUCAACAUUUAAAUUCUGUUUAAGUUACUCUUUCAAUGAUUAUCCUUUUUUGAGUUGUAAACAGUAAUAUAAACUACAAUCCAAAGAUUCCUCUUUUUAAAUCAUGAAUACGCAUGUAUUUAGAGGCAGAAUAUUUUCACAGUAAAUUAUAAUUUAAAAAAUAAUUUUAUCCACUGCUCAUCAUCUAUUGAUAGAUUUGCCUUCAUAAGCUAGUUUACAACAGCUAGUUUGUAUAUUUGGUGGAUGGGGGUAGAGAAAAAAAAUCAGUCUUUUGCAUUAUAUCUUUUCAGCAAAAAUAUUCAGUACAUGUUAUACUAUUCUUUGAUAGUUGCAUAUAUGAUAGAAAAAUAAAGUGAGAGAAAACAGAACAAAACCAGGGAAAAACUGGAAAAUUAUGUGAAUUAAAAGGUUUUCCUAGGUAAUGUUUAAAUUUUAAGGAACACCAGUCCCCCCCCCAUCCUUGUCAGUGUGAGCAUCUUGUUUCUUCACAUUUGAGCAAUUGUUAAAGCUCAAAGUUGAAAAAUAAUCCUUUGCUUCUAUUUCACUUAAAAAAAAUUAGCUAAGACAUUUUCUAAUGCAAUUCAAAGGCAUCAAUACGAUUAUUAAAAAUUAUUCCUAUUUAACAUAAAACAUUAUUUGAGAGUAGAAUGCAUUCCAUCAGGUUUUUUUCCUCAUUUAGAAUAUCUAUAAAGAUUUAUCAAAUAACAACCUUGCUGGAAUGCAGCACUUCUUAUAAUUUAUCAUAUUCUUCAUCACAGGGAAGCGAUAUUCUUCAGUAUCUUUUAAUGGAAGAAAAUAACAAAUUAAUGACUAUAACCUACAACUUAGAAGUUUUUUCUGCUUUUUGUUAUGUUUAGUUGUUUAUGAUCUUUGUGCUCCAACCCUAACAUGGAGUAACAUGGAAUGAAUACACACACACACACACACACACACACACACACACACACACACACACACCAUAUGUGGAAGUAAACCAGUAAAUGAAACAAUUACAUUCUUUAUUGGACAGUUCCUAGUGGCAGGGGGAAAAAAAUCAAAUUUACAGGAUUUUCUAUAAAUGUCCAUGAAAAAUUGCCUAUAGUGAAUAUAAAUUAUUUUGUUAUAUUAAAUCUUUAAGUUGUAGUUCUGCAACAUUUCACUUUGCAUUUAGUUUAUCAUCAAGUAAAUACUAAGUUAAAUAUAUAAGCUUUUAGUUUACCAUAUUCUUCAUGCUCCAACAGCUCUUUAGGGCUUUAUACAAACAAGAAUUAAAAUAGAUAUUUCAUUUUUGCUGUUUUAUGAUGCUAACGAGCUGCUCAUAGAUACACUAAAGCCAUACAACUUUUCAUCUUGUCAGAAGGUAUUAGGAGCAAGUUCCUGAGAGUAAAAACAGUUAAGCAAUGGAACAGUCUGUCUUUUAAAAUUGUGGUCUCCCAGCCUUCUAUCAAGGAUGAUUAGCAGAUUCUUGAAAUGAAUGAGGAUUAGAAUAGAAGACUUGUCAGUUCCCAUCCAAUUUAUACAUUCUAUGAUGAAAAGAAUCAAAGCAUUUAACACAUAGCAGGUUAUUUGGAUUAGUUUCAAAGAUUAUUUAAGAAGAUUUGUCUCAAUUUCGCAGAAACUUGUUCUUAUAAUGUCUUCAUUCUAAAAUCCAAGAAGAGAAACCACAAAACUACAGUGGGAAAGAAGAAAACUUUUUUUUUUCUUUUUGAAGGAAAAUAAGUGGUAUAGGGCCAAUGUAAGAUAAAGAGUUUAUUAUGGGGGACAAAGUUUUAUAGUGUGAAAGCUAUUUAAUGAUGCCUCCUAAGAUUAGUUAAUGUAGCCUACAAACCACCAUGCUUUUAGGACACUUCAUUGUGAAAUAAUGUUUUGAUAUCCUUUACAGUAAAUCUAGGCCAAAUCUAAAGUGUUGCUUUGCAGAUGCAUUUGGUAAUUUCUUGCUAUUAGAAGGAACCAUGAUUAUGAAAAAGAUAAUAUACUAUCAAAUGUUAGGUGCACAAUAGCUAAGUUUAAAUUCUUAAAAUAUUCUGAGUUUUUUACAAUUCUUGCUAGUUGGGCUGGGGUGAGGGGAGUGUUGUUUUAAUCGUCUCUUUAUAAAAGUUAGUUAUUGCAAGCAUCUGACUUUUCCACUGAGAAUGAAAAAAUGUUAGAAGUAUUUAUUCAGAUGCCUGUGUCUGAUUUGCUGUUUGCUUUUAUUCUAUUUUAAGUAUUCCAUUGUUCUUAUUUUUAGAAAGUAAACAUUUUCAGGUUUAAAUACUAUUAAUUUAAUAUUUAAAUCUAUGCCUGAAAUGUACUUUAAACCUUCUGUUUUCCUAAGUGCACAAAAUAGUAAAAAAUAAAAAAGUAGUUUCAAAAAUCAGGAAAAAAUGAAAUAAUCAAAUAACAAAUCUGAACUUGAAUUUUAUUUGAUUUAUUAAUUGAGGUGUACCCUAAAUACUCUCAAUGGGCUCUUUAACAACAAGCAUUCCACUGUAUGUUUCCUUAAAGUAUUAUAUUGGUAUUUCUUGUCAGAUUUCUUAAUACUUAAAAUGGAUACAGAAUACCAUUAUCCAAAUGUUCCUAAAUUAAACUAUGCAGUAACUAUUUUUGUACUAUUCAUUGCCAUGGAAUAGAUGUAAAGCACAAUUUAAAACAUGCAAGACUUCAUUUAUGUUGGUUUGCGAUAGUCCAUUUUCCCCCCAACUUGGUGCCUUCCAAAUUAGUUGGGCUUCAACCUGCUAUGGAUUGUUAGUGUUGAAAUACAAGCCCUCUGGAGGUCAUUCAACUGGGAAAGGCUAGUAGAUUGCUUGAAUUAUAAGUCUAUAAAAUGAUAACAUUGCUGUUCCUGUAUUUCAGAGAACAUUCACAUUUGAGAGUAUGAUUUGAUUUCUUUCUUACAUGGUCUCAGAGGUCUCCUUCAGAGAACCAGGUAGCUAGCAAGCCUUCAUGUCUUGCUUUACAGUACCAAUCCUCCACUGUGUUACACAUUCUCAGUGCAUAAUGGUUAUAUUGUAUUUAUAAGUCAUAGCAAGUGUGGUGCUCUACUGCCCCUCUAUUAUGCUUAGUGACUUAUCACAAAUCCAUAUUUUGCUAAUUCAGAUCACCAAUGAGCAUAUAAUUUGCCUACUAUUUUAAUAUGUUUUAAGUUUUGAUAUUUCACUUACAUGUGGGUAAAGGCAGGCGAUAUUUUAAAAAUUAUGUUGUACUCAAUAAAGUUUCAGACAUAAGUAUAAUACUUCAUGCUAUUAAAACCUAGAAUAUAAUAGAAUGCAGUAUUAGCAAUAAGAGCAACUUGAUGAAGUCUCUUCAUACAUUAAACUGGAAAUGUUGUGUCAUUAUACCAUUUUUUCAUCUUAUACGUUCAACUAGAGAUAGCCAUUUCAUUUGAAAAUAGAUUUUAUUUGUAUGGUUGCUUUUCUAUAUUUGUUCCCUUCACUGUGGGUGGAAAAUGUUUGGCUUCUCUCUAUAUAUUCUGAAGAAAUACCUCUAUUAAGUACCAGUUCAAAUUAAAACACUAUGUAAUUCUGUUUGGGACAAAGUUCAUAUUUAAAAAAUAUACAUGAUAAAAGGAUUCAUAUUUUUAUGAAGCCUAAUCUCAAUUCUCUCAUUAAGAUAACUGAUUUAUACUUGUUAUAUUUAGAAAAUUCUUAUUUUAAAUCUGUUUUCCAUCACAACUUUACUUAGAUGGCCCUCAUUAAGCCAUCAACUAACCUAUCUUUACCACAUUCAAAAAACUGAAUGAUGAAAAAAUUAUGUAAAAUUAAGUAGAUACUGAAGCAGAGCAGAUAUAUACAUAUUCAAAGAGAGAGAGAGACAGAGAGAGAGAGAUGCAAAUGCUGUUUUUCAUUAUAAUCCAUCAUAAUAGAAUCUGAAAAAAAACUCAUAUUCUGGUCAAUAUUGGAAAAAAAGAAUAGGAUGACUUGAUGUGACCAUUAAGACAGAUCUUCUCCAGCAUGAUCUCUCCCCAGCCUGGGCUUCAGACCUCUCAACACUACAUUCAUUGCUGGUAUGAUCAAGUGUAUCUUGUUGUUGAUUGUCAUCUUUCCUUCCACCUUUCUCAUCAUUUUGGGCCCUCAGGGAGCUGGGUUUUUGUUAUAAAAUAUGUUAAUUUAAGCCUGGUUAUUUGGGCUUCAAGUGGGAAUUCUUGGUUUGUUUUUUUGAUCUUUGUUUUCUUGGCUGUCAAUGUUAAAAGUGUUUCCUCCAACAACAAAGUUCAAAAGUGUCAAUACUCUUUCCAUUUUGAUUCUUCAAAGUCCAAAUUUCGCUUUCAUUAGAUAUCACAGGAAAAUCAUUGCCUGCAUGAUUCUGCAUUUUUCUAGGUAGGGACAUGUCCCUGUACCUGAACAUUUUUUCCAGGUUCUUCAUUGCUUUCUUACCAGUUGCUAGUCUCUGAGAUAUUUCUCAACUGCUGUUUUUUUUUUUUUUUUUUACUAUUGAUAGUUGAUCAAUAAUGAAGAUAUUCAUCACUUCAAUGUUUUCAUUGUCAACUUUAAUGUUGGUUGCUCUAAUUUUUGUCAUUGGUUUGAUCUUCAUUUCAUCACAGUUGCAUUUUUACUAUACUUCUUGACUUUUAUUACUAGUGCUUACAUUUUCAUUUUCACUUUCAACUAUCAGGGUACUUGGUGCUUGAUAUUUUUCCUCCAGUUUUAAAUCACACUGAUAUUCUUCCAAUCUAGCUUUCCUUGGUAAAUAUUAGCAUAUAUCUUGAAUAAAUGAAUGAGUGCAUAGCCUUGUUUCACCCCUUUGCCAACUUGGGGUUAAUCAGUUUUAUCAUGUUACAUCUUACUGUGGUUUCCUUUUCUUUGUAUGUGUUUUGCAUAACAACAAUGACAUGUUCUGGGAUUUCCAUUUUCCUAAGAUCAUUCCACUGUUUGACAUGUAUAUAAUGAAUGACACUCAUACUGAUAUAGUUUUGCUAUUCUUUAUCUUUCUCAAUUAUCUACCAUGCUUUAACAAUAAUAUGUCUUCUUGGCCUUUUUUAAAACCACCUUGCAUAUCUAGGAAAUGACUUGUAGGGUACUUUGGCUGUUCCUCACAUUUGAUUGGAUGAUUGACUGCAAUGGAUUGAAGUAAUGACUUUGCUAUUUCCUUCCUAACUACAAAAGGCAUGCUAUUCUUUCUGUUUUUCAUAUCCUAGUUAUAAAUAGCUUGAUCUUCUAACUGAAAGUAUACAAUUCCAGUCCAUUUCAUUUUACUGAUAUGGAAAGUAUAUCAAUGAAUCAUUAACAUUUCUCGUUUUUUACUGUGUUGAGCCAUGUUCGUGUUUCUUAGAUUCCACAUUCCCAUUAUAAUUUUGUCUUUGCAGUUUCAAAUGUUCUUUUUCUGCAUGGCUGAAUCAGCUACUAGAUAUCAAGUAUGCUUUAUAAUCUAGUUGCAUGAUAAAUACCAUUACUACUCUGAAACGUACUCAGCUCUUCCUUAAAUGCACAUUGAGUGCCAUCCAACCUGAAUGGCCCAUAAUCCAGCUCUAUAUUGCCAAUCACUUAUUUUAUCUAUCUAUCUAUUUGUGUAAUUUGCUUGGUAAACAGCAGCACUGUUUUAUCCAAUGCAAUAUGAAAUGAUACCUUUGUCACAUCCACCUCCAGUCUUUUCCUAUGCCAGUGCUGUUCAAUACAGGUACCUGCUUGCUUUAUUUGGGCAGCUGGGAUGACCUUCAUGUCUUGGGUGACUCUGCUCAAUUACAUACUCUUUUGUUUUCCCUUCCAGGAACAUAAACAGACACACACAAGCACAUGAAAUGAUGAGGCAACAUAGCAGAACUUGGGGAAGAAAUAAACAUUACUACUGCCAGUAACAAUCCAUUCUGUAUAUUCCACAUAACAAUACUGACUAAAUUUCAUAUAAAAUAUACUUUUGGUGUAUCCUUAUCAGCAAAUAUUUGAGUGGACAAUAGCAUCACAGCAAUAUGGAAUCCAAAACUCUGCACAUGAGAUUUACUUUUUUUCUUUUUGUAUAUUUUUAUUCAUAAUCAUACUUAUCAACAGCAAUUGGGACCAGCAAUAAUAUUGCUAAGUAAGAUAGUCAUAAAGUAAAACAUCACAUGACCACCAAUUUACAUUAGUUCUGGCUGCAGUUGUUAAGCUUAUCAGUCAUGGUCUUUGGACAUGAUGUAAUGUGACCAUGACUUGCAACUUUCUGGUUGCUUCCCCAUUGAUUUUGUUGGAAACCAGCCUGGAAGAUUACAAAUCGUGAUCUCAAGAUCAUGGGACACUGCAACCAUGGUAAAUGCACACUGGUUAUCUAGCACAUGAAUUGCAAUCAUGUGAUUGUGAUGAUGCCACAAUGGCUACAACUUUGAGGACCAGUUGUAAUUCUCCUUUUCCAGCACCACAGUCAACCAUUAUGGAAGCCAUAUUAUUCAUAUAUCUGAUUUUCUGACCACCAUGAGUAAGAUUUAGAUUGAGAUGGUCUACAUGGGGCAGCAACAUUAAGGAAUUGAUAAUAAAAUAUAUUGUAUCUAAAAAAUAUGAAGGCCACAAUAAAAAGAAGUACUUUAAAUAAAUGGGCUUAAUAAUAGAGCUGGUAAUUCUGUACAUAUUUGAAUUGCAAUAUAUUUUAAUGGUUUGUUAUUUUGUUUUGCAUACAUUUAUAAAAUAUAUGUGGUUUAUCUAAGAAGUUUCAUUCAGAUGAAUACUAAUUAGAUAACUAUGCAGUAAUGAGAAUUUUCCUCAGUACUAAACAUAUUAAAAGUCUUAUAGUAUUAAGAAAUGUUGCAUGUUCAGAAUAGUUCAGAUUAUACUUAUAUAGAUGCUCUGUUUCAGAAAUUCUGGUGUGUGAUUCAGAACCGUCUGCAAAUGGGAGAUGCUAAAAAUAAGUCUAACAAAGAUCCAGUGUGUCUAAGGCAUUUUUAUUCCAGACCCUAGUAAAUAUAUAUUUUCAUCUGAGUUGCUUUGUUUAAGCAUCACUCGUUUCUUUUUCUUUUUAUUUGUCUUGUGAUUCUGCCUAAUAAGUCUCUGCAGUUCUUUGCAAACAUCAUGGCUAAUAGAGAUUGUCAUCAAACAAUUAUUCAAGGUUCUUGUUAAAGAAACCUCUUGUUUAAAACCAUCCUUGUUUAAAACCAUCCAAUGUCAAUUAUAUUUUGAUAAAUACUGCAGAAGAUACAUACAUAGUAUAAAUAUUCUAAUGGCAGCGUAUGUUUAAAUGUUGUGCUGAUUUAGCAUAAUUUUAGUUGUUGAAUAUGAUCUACAAGAAAUGAUCUAUUUUCAGGUCCAAAGGCAUAUCUGCAGGUUUAUUGUUUAAUAGAUUAGGGCUUUCUUAUUUCUCAAGACUACAUAUUUCUUUUUAAAUCACUUGAUGUUCAUUUACUUCUUUAGUAUUCUUAACUCAGGAUAAGAAUAAAUACAUUUGUAGUUAAUAUUACUGGGAAAAGGUUCAGCAAGCAAUUCAAAGCAUUGACCAAAUAAAAUAUGAGUUUGUAUUACUGUUUACUGCAAAUAUUUUUCUAUGAUAUGCCUUUAAACCUAUUUCAUAAAUAUUGAACCAGUAUGUAUUUUUAUUCCAUACUAAUCAAGGAUUUACUAUUUUUUUCCUAAAUGAGAAAAUACUCUCUGUAUUUUAACUAAAAUCUGAAUUUUGUCUCUAAUAAUAAAAUUUUGUACAGUACGCCAUUGUCUUAAUUUUCUGAUAUAUUGAGACAAAUCCAUUAUAAAUACUACCCCCAGUUUGUUUCAUUUUUAUUAAAAAUAAUACUGUGAUAACUCCUAAUGAAUGCACCAUAAAAAAAACUUUAAAAAACAGAGUGGGGUACUUCUUUUGAUAUUAGAUUUUUCUGUGAUAAAUUAUAUUAAUUUGUAUUCCAGGGGUUUUUUAGAUGUUCUUAAUAUUAAGCACACAUCUACCUACUCACUUAUAGUCACAUAAAAUUAAAGCCCUUCCAACUAAAUAGAUACUUUCUUAAUUGAAAAAAA